CCCAUUCUAUUUCCCACCACAACCAUAAUCAAAAUCAAAUCUCAGAAAACCUAAAAUCACAGCGAGAGAAAAAUGUCAGGAAGAGGAAAGGGAGGAAAAGGUUUGGGAAAGGGAGGAGCCAAGAGGCAUAGGAAGGUUCUUAGGGAUAACAUUCAAGGUAUUACUAAGCCUGCAAUUCGUCGUCUUGCUCGACGAGGAGGAGUAAAGAGAAUCAGCGGUCUGAUUUAUGAAGAAACUCGUGGAGUUUUGAAGAUCUUUUUGGAGAAUGUGAUUAGAGAUGCAGUUACUUACACUGAACAUGCUAGGAGGAAGACUGUUACCGCCAUGGAUGUUGUUUAUGCUCUUAAGAGGCAGGGCAGGACUCUUUAUGGUUUUGGUGGUGUAGCUGAAGAUUAUGACCUUAUGAAUAAUUGGAUAGAGAACGAAAAUUCAAAAAUGUCAGGAAGAGGUAAGGGAGGAAAGGGUCUGGGAAAGGGAGGAGCAAAGAGGCAUAGGAAGGUUCUUAGGGAUAACAUUCAAGGCAUUACUAAACCUGCAAUUCGUCGUCUUGCUCGACGAGGAGGAGUUAAGAGGAUUAGUGGCCUGAUUUAUGAGGAAACUCGUGGAGUUUUGAAGAUUUUUUUGGAGAAUGUGAUUAGAGAUGCAGUUACAUACACUGAACAUGCCAGGAGGAAGACUGUUACUGCCAUGGAUGUUGUAUAUGCUCUCAAGAGACAGGGCAGGACUCUCUAUGGUUUUGGUGGUUAGAUCUUGUUUUUUGAAUUUUUGUAAAAUCUUGUAGUAGUUAGAUAAAGAUUUUGGAUCUUAUGAUAUAUAUUGCUGAUUCGAUCGAUCGUA
Messenger RNA from Amaranthus tricolor (Joseph's coat), 837 nucleotides. RefSeq lists its product as uncharacterized. Gene Ontology annotation, molecular function: DNA binding; protein heterodimerization activity; structural constituent of chromatin. The record is from RefSeq and is a predicted model, not a curated record. Lineage: Eukaryota; Viridiplantae; Streptophyta; Magnoliopsida; Caryophyllales; Amaranthaceae. Bases 73 to 747 code for a protein of 224 amino acids. Gene Ontology annotation, cellular component: nucleosome. The transcript is spliced from 3 exons. Gene Ontology annotation, biological process: nucleosome assembly.